This is a messenger RNA of Carassius gibelio (silver crucian carp), 971 nucleotides long. RefSeq names its product fish-egg lectin-like. Bases 39 to 800 code for a protein of 253 amino acids. NCBI's taxonomy places the organism in Eukaryota, Metazoa, Chordata, Actinopteri, Cypriniformes, Cyprinidae. The record is from RefSeq and is a predicted model, not a curated record. The transcript has 5 exons.
AGGAACAGGACCAGGCAAUUGCUCUGUGUUGAGGAACAAUGAAAGUUUGUCAGAGCCUCCUGCUGUUCUGCCUGCUCCAUUAUACUCUAGCUUUGGAGUGUGAAGUGGUUCCUGGUAACCUGAAGCAGAUUGAUGCUGGUGUCGGGGUAGUAGGUGGGGUGAACGAUGACAAUGAAGUCUUCCUGUUGCUGGGGAAGGAAUUUAGAAAGAUAAAUGUAACCAUGAAGCACUUUACUGUCGGACCUGCUGGAGAACUAGCGGUGAAUUUAUCAAACAGCGUCUUUAAGUUUCAGAGUGGUCAGUUCAGCUCGAUUCCAAUUACUUUUAAACAGGUGGAUGCCGGAGGUGACCAGAUUAUUGCAGGUGUAACUCCACUAGAUGAUAUCUUCUGUUUAAAUAAGGAUGCUAACAACAUUGGGCCAUCCAGCAGUUUUACUUGGGUACAACUUGCAGGAAAGCUGAAGUACUACAGCUGUGGCCCGUACAGCUGCUGGGGGGUGAACGCUGCAGGGAAUAUCCUCAUCAGAAGGUCUGUAUGGGGUGCUUCCUGUGGAGGGUCGAGCUCUUUCGAUGUCAUUACUGGAAGUAUGUCUAUGGUUGAAGUAGCGACUGAUGGCAGCGUCUUUGCUGUUGACACUCAGGGGUCUUUGUUUCAGAGAAUUGGUGUCGCUGCAUCGAAUCCCAUUGGCACAGGUUGGUUAGGUUAUCUUGUGUGUCCAGAUGGCCACAAGCACGUGACUUAUGAUCUGGGAAGGCUGUAUGUCAUCUGUAGUGAUGGAUCCAUCAGGAGAUGCAUUUAAAUGUCCAACAGAGGAGCUCAACUAUAAUUAUAAACAGAAAAUUUACAUUGAAACUUGUUUUUCCUUUCUUUCCUUUGUACAUUUUGUACAUUUGUUGUUGAUCGAGUAAAGCAUUUUGAUUUAUGCCUUAUGAUUUUUAAAUUGUCAAUAAAGAAUUGCUAUUCUACACUA